AUAUUGAUCAAAUACGGUGGUUCAUGCACGUCGCGGAGACACGCACGCGGCACUCAACGUAAAGCGGAGACGAGACUUAGUUGAGUAUUCUCGACGACAACGAGACGAACGCGACGGAAAAAAAUUGUGUUGCGAAAAUAUGUCCGAACAACAAACGGAUUCGUACGACUCGAGACCGGUAACGUCGAAGAAGUCAGAGAGACCGCCGUUUAAAUUGUGUUUCUCGCGAAACCAGCAAAUCGGGAAAUCCGACGCUUGCAUAUCAAAAACAAACGAAAUGCGCACGCGAAGUUGCAAAUCAAUUGCAGCGGACUUCGUCACGCCGAAAUUCUACUCGAGGGAACUCGAAGACGCGCGAAAUGCGGACGUAAGCGACAUGCUCGAGAAACUCGCCACGGAACAAGACAAGAAGCCGAGGAACUUGUACCAAUUGCCGUUAUUGACUAGCCACACUUACGGUUGGUGGCACGACAAGGGGAUACAUCCGAAGGACGCGCGGUUUGACUUUCACAAGAGAACGUCCGACCUGGUGAGCUUCCAGAUGAAAAUUUACGCCGAGGAUCGAAAGUUGAAAGGCCUCAAACAAUAA
Molecule: messenger RNA, 589 nt
Organism: Acromyrmex echinatior (Panamanian leafcutter ant)
Lineage: Eukaryota; Metazoa; Arthropoda; Insecta; Hymenoptera; Formicidae
Source: RefSeq, a predicted model, not a curated record